GUCGCCAGUUUUUCUAUGAAUGCUUCCAUUUUGGAACUACAUGACGGUGGUCAGUGUUAUGUUUCCUUGACAACUACCGUCACCAAUCAGGAGGAGGUUUUUUGGAAGGCCUCACCCCUUCCACUGAAAGCACCUCGAAUUUGUCAAAGUUCACGGUGGGGCCAGUGGGCAGCACAUGUGGUCGGUUUAUAACCUGAACCACAGAAAAAAAUAUCAGGAUUAUCAAGACGUUAAAGGUUUCAGAUUAAGAUUAAAUGUAUUUUUUCUGACCUUUAGAAUGAGUAACAAGACUUCUACAAAGAAUUGAACGGCUAUGGGAUUUUGGGGGUACUUGCUGUUUGGAACGCCAGGGGGGGGGGUUAAGGGGUUACCCUGUCCAGUUCUCAUACAGUCAGUGGUUCAGUCCAGUAAUGCAGCAUUAAGACGGUUUAUAUCUUUUAAGAUAUCUGUUUAAAACAAUAAAGCUGACAUUCAUAACUAUAAUUAUGACUCUCAUUUACAGAAUGAAUUCUGUUCACAUUCUAAUGAUGGCCUGAGGAGACCACGAGGCCCGCCUGGUUUAUCUUGGGUUCUGACGUCAGUCUCUGCUGUUUUAACCUCCCUGUUCUGUUUGUGUCUGAAGCAUUGAUGUUUGUUUCCUUCUGUAUCACUAUUGUUGGAUGUUGAUUAACCUACAUAAGCCAAGCAGACGUUUCAAGAUAAAAAAGAGAGAUAAUAAACUUUAAAAAAAAGUUAAUCAUUUUUGUUACUUUCGAUGCGGGACAGUUUGACCCGACACAGAACAGGAGAGAUAACGCUCCUGUCGACCCCUCCUGCAGUACCACCUCCGACCAGCGCGGUCGCUGUGGGCACAACACUGAGGGAACCUGCAACAACGAAGAAGAAGCUGCGGCUAACCUGGAGCUAGCAAAACACCAGUAAACAACAACGAUCGCUGACGGUAAAGGAUGUCUGCAGACACAAAGAUCGCAGAGCUGCUGACGGAGCUCCACCAGCUCAUCAAACAGACUCAGGAGGAGAGGUCGCGGAGCGAACACAACCUGCUCAACAUCCAGAAGACCCACGAGAGGAUGCAGACGGAGAACAAAACUUCUCCGUAUUAUCGCACCAAACUGAGGGGUUUGUACACCACGGCUAAAGCCGACGCCGAGGCCGAGUGCAGCAUCCUGCGUCGCGCUCUGGACAAGAUCGCCGAGAUCAAGUCUCUGCAGGAGGAGCGGCGGAUCGCCGCCAAGUCUGCGCGGGUUCAGAGUGACAACGACCCCCCCAGGAAGACGAUGCGGCGCGGCGUGCUGAUGACGCUCCUGCAGCAGUCCGCCAUGACGCUGCCGCUGUGGAUCGGGAAGCCGGGAGAGAGCCCCCCUCCCCUGUGCGGCGCCAUCCCGGCCAGCAGCGACUACGUGGCCAAGCAGGGCGACAAGGUGGCGGCGCGGGUGAAGGUGGUGGACGGGGACGAGCAGUGGAUCCUGGCGGAGGUGGUCAGCUACAGCCACUCCACCAACAAGUACGAGGUGGACGACAUCGACGAGGAGGGCAAAGAGAGGCACACGCUGAGCCGGCGCCGGAUCAUCCCCCUCCCUCAGUGGAAGGCCAACCCGGAGACGGACCCCGAGGCCCUGUUCAGCAAGGACCAGCUGGUUCUGGCUCUGUACCCGCAGACCACCUGCUUCUACCGCGCGCUGAUCCACACGCCGCCUCACCGGCCUCAGGACGACUACUCCGUCCUGUUCGAGGACACGUCGUACGCCGACGGUUACUCUCCGCCGCUCAACGUGGCGCAGCGCUACGUGGUCGCCUGCAAGGAGAACAAGAAGAAAUGAGCGCCGCCCGCCAGCCUGCCUGCAGACUUCUCUGAUCCUGCUUCUGUGGAGGGACAGCCUAAACCAAACCUGGUUUCCAGCGCCACCUGUGCUCCAUGAGAGGAACUGCUGCUGGUUUUUGUUCAGUUCAAACUCAGAACCUCUAAAGUGGUUCUUCCUGAGUCUCAUUUACAUGCAUCUUUUCUACUGUAAAAAUUAAGGGCAAAAUUCUUCAUUAACCCUAAAAAGCACAAAAACAGUCAGAAAAAGUACUUAAAAAAACAAAUCAAAGUGAGACUCCUCAACAAAACAAAACGUGGUUCAAUUCAUCAGCUAGAAAAAAGAGGUUGAACCGUGCUGUCGUUUUUAAAAACAAAACAUCAAGUUAAAUAAAAAUAUUUGACUUUUUAAAAUGAUUGGUAUUGAGUUUUAAUUUGUUUUUGUACAUUUUACUGUUUGACUCCAUAAUAAAUGCUUUUACUUUUUAA
Messenger RNA from Oryzias melastigma (Indian medaka), 2287 nucleotides. It is a transcript of the gene sgf29, whose product is annotated as SAGA complex associated factor 29. The transcript has 10 exons. NCBI's taxonomy places the organism in Eukaryota, Metazoa, Chordata, Actinopteri, Beloniformes, Adrianichthyidae. The record is from RefSeq and is a predicted model, not a curated record. Gene Ontology annotation, cellular component: SAGA complex. Bases 948 to 1820 code for a protein of 290 amino acids.